This is a messenger RNA of Gigantopelta aegis, 588 nucleotides long. RefSeq lists its product as uncharacterized. NCBI's taxonomy places the organism in Eukaryota, Metazoa, Mollusca, Gastropoda, Neomphalida, Peltospiridae. The coding region runs from base 109 to 588 and encodes 159 amino acids. The record is from RefSeq and is a predicted model, not a curated record. The transcript is spliced from 3 exons.
CGUAAAUGGCUUCAAUAGUAUGUGAUCACUGAAGCGAAGCCCAGUGUGACAUAUCCCAGCGAGCAAUUAACAACACAUCUCGAUAAUGUUGAAGUGUGCCUGUCUGCAAUGUUAAAAGGUGACGGGUCGAAAAAAAGAACCGGCAUAAACGUAAGAAAGUAUCGGGACUCAACUGAUUCAAGUCAAGGAGAGAAAAACAAUGACAAGAAUAGUCCUGACUACAUUCCCUCCAUCAACAUGGGUUACCAGGACACCAAAUUAAGUGGUACAAUCUGCCAUGCCAGACACCAGCGACUGGAGGUCCUAAAAUCUGAAAAGCAGAAGAAGCAAGCCGCUUCUGCAUUACUAGAUUUGUCAAACACAGAAAAUCUUAUUGACACACAAGCAGAAGAGUCACAACCCCAUGCUGAGACACACAGUAUUUGUAUAAGGAAAAUAGCUUCCCUACGGAUUGAAAAUCAGCAGCUGUAUGAAGAACUGGGGAGGCUUCAGACUGAGAAUUGUAUUUUGAAAGAAAACCCGAGUCGGCUGAGCUUCGAGGAGCAGACAAUUUCAAGCGACCGUAGAAUUGGUUCUACACAGGUGUAA